UAAUAAUAAUAAUAAUAAUAAUAAUAAUAAUAAUAGUAGUCACGCCUCCAACAGGGUUCUCUGUUUACUGGGUGGUGUCAGUGCUAAAACACUGUGCCAAUGUGUAAAAACAGGAACUGGACUGAUUCCGUUCUGCAGAAGCUUCGAGGAGGGUAAGGAGAGUGAAAGAGAGAGAGAAAAAAAAGAGAGAUAGGGAGAGAUAGAUAGAUAGAGACAGAGAGAGAGAAGGAUAAAGAAAGAAAAGGAGAGAGAGAGAGAGGGGGGAGUUGCUGAUAACUAAAUUCGUUCCGAAAAACGUAUGAGAUUAGAGCAACAAAAAAACGGUUCUUUCUCUGGCCAAAAGCACACGACCUUCCAGCUGAUUGUCGAGAAUUCUUCUCCUUGUUCACGGGCAACAAUUCACGAACGACUCCUUCCUUCCACCACUACCGCCACCGUCACUUGGGUCAUCGAUAUAGUUAUUCAUUUUCAUCUCGAUCAGGACAAACUACUAUCGACCACAAACCACUCCGUUGUUUACUACUAGCACGAGUUAUCUUAUGAUUGUUUACAUCAUAUUCUUAGUCCCAGAUACGCAUUCUCGCGAACAGCAGGUGAUCGAACUGGUUUAUUAACCGUUGAUUGGAAACUGGACAUUUUACACAGGAAACAAGAAAGAAAAAAGAAAACACCGAACACCCUUGCCGAACGUUUGCUAUCUCUUCAUGUCAAAGAUAAACUGGAUGGAUUCUUAACCAUUCCGUACCACGGUGAAUUUUCACUUAUUUAUUUUUUUUAACCAAACAGUUUUAAUAUAACAACACGCAAAAAUAGAUAAUUUUUUGAGUUUUUAUUAAAAAGAUGUCGAGUUUAAGUGGAGUUGGCGUCGUGUGGGCAUUCCUGUCGUUUGUGGCAUCGGCCGCGGCCAGUGUUGGACUUUACAUGCCGUUUUGGCUGGAGGGCAAGACAAAGGGAUCGGUCCCCGUGUAUUUCGGAUUGUUCAGGAGAUGUAACUAUCCGACCCUUUCUAGUUCAGGAUCAAUUAUUAUUGUCGAAGAGUGUGGACGUUACACAACUUUCAUGGACAUACCCAGCCUUGCCUCACAGAUAGCUACCAUCACCAUCGGGACUGGGUGUGGUGUUGCUGUUAUCGUCUCUCUUACCGCUCUCAUGGCACUUUGUGUUAGCGAUCUUAUAUCGGAAAAACUUGCCAAAAUUGCUGGAAUCGUACAAUUUGUUGCAGGUGAGUAGUGGUUUUGUUGUUGUUUUUUUUCCCCCUACGUCUUCAAGAACAUUAGAAAACAAUUUGUAAGUAUAAGAGAUAAAGCAUUAAUAAUAUUGACAGUUUACGAUAUAGUAGCAUCUAUUCUGAAUUCCAGACACCAAUGUCCUGGCACCACUUGUAAACAUACGUUGUUUUCAUUAAAUCAUGUAAUUACUUUAACAAAUACAAAAUUACUUAAUCCUUUUAGUCGUUCU
Octopus bimaculoides (California two-spot octopus) is the source of this 1458-nucleotide messenger RNA. Its product is annotated as LHFPL tetraspan subfamily member 6 protein. The record is from RefSeq and is a predicted model, not a curated record. Gene Ontology annotation, cellular component: membrane. NCBI's taxonomy places the organism in Eukaryota, Metazoa, Mollusca, Cephalopoda, Octopoda, Octopodidae.